This is a messenger RNA of Neltuma alba, 2013 nucleotides long. RefSeq names its product protein phosphatase 2C 70. Bases 50 to 1771 code for a protein of 573 amino acids. The transcript is spliced from 13 exons. Lineage: Eukaryota; Viridiplantae; Streptophyta; Magnoliopsida; Fabales; Fabaceae. Gene Ontology annotation, molecular function: cation binding; protein serine/threonine phosphatase activity; protein binding. Gene Ontology annotation, biological process: protein dephosphorylation. The record is from RefSeq and is a predicted model, not a curated record.
GCCCGAAUCCAAUCUCCACUCUCUUCUGACGAGAAGAGAGAGAACGAAGAUGAUGGCGAUGGUAGACAGCAUUGUCAUUCUCUUUCUUCUCCUUAUGCUUCUUCUGAUCAUCGUCAUCGUCAUUUUUGUCUGCAAACCAUGGCGCUUCUUUUUAUCUUCGCGACCCCGCUUAUCCAUCAAGGAUGGUGACAUAGAGAGGCCCCUAGUCAUAGAUGAUGCAAAUGCUUUACGUAAUCAGAGCAAUGAAUUGCCCCGAGACUAUGAUCUUGAGGGUGCGUGCUUUUUCAAUGAGGGUCCUUUUCGCUCACCACGACCCCCUGGACUUGUUUCUAAGCAGAGGUUUCCUGCUUCUUCUCCUAAUGUGCCUCAAGUUGAUAGUUCGGUUUUGGAAGUAACUUCUGAUGCUUCAGAAGAAGUUGCAUUUGGCCAAACACUCAGGCUUCCCCCAGACCAGUUAGCUGAAAUUCAAAGGCAUACUAGAGUGAAUUUUGAAGAAAAUAGAUUGGAAGACACCGUGCAAAGAGAUAUCUUAGAUCAAAGAAGUUGCCUCACUCUGGAGAUUAUCAGUGGUCCUUCUUGUGGAGUUCGUUGUUCUGUACAAUCGACAAAACCUUCUCAUCUACCUCUGACAAUUGGAAGAGUUUCUCCAAGUGAUUUAUUAAUAAAGGACUCAGAAGUGUCAGGAAAGCAUGCUCUAAUAAAUUGGAAUUUAGAUAAAUUGAAAUGGGAGUUGGUAGAUAUGGGUAGCCUGAAUGGAACACUUUUGAAUUCUCGGUCAAUCAACCAUCCAGACACUGGCAACAGGCUUUGGGGUGAGCCAUUUGAGCUUGCCAAUGGAGAUGUUAUAACUCUUGGAACAACAUCGAAAGUCAUUGUCCGUAUUGCUUCUCAAAGUAGGCAUCAAAUUCCGUUUGGAGUAGGUAUGGCAUCAGAUCCCAUGGCUUUACGUCGAGGAGGGAAAAAGCUACCUAUGGAAGAUGUUUGCUACUAUCAAUGGCCUCUUCCUGGGCUGGAUCAGUUUGGACUAUUUGGCAUCUGUGAUGGGCAUGGUGGAGACGGGGCUGCUAAAUCUGCUAGCAAACUUUUCCCUGAGAUAGUUGCUAGCAUAUUAUCAGAUUCAUUAAAAAGAGAGAGGGUUUUAUCACUGCAUGAUGCAUCUGAUGUUCUUAAAGAGGCAUUUUCUCAAACAGAAGCAAACAUGAAUCACCAUUACGAGGGAUGUACAGCAACAUUGCUUCUGGUGUGGGCUGAUGGUGAUGGAAAUUUCUAUGCACAAUGUGCUAAUGUUGGAGACUCUUCCUGUGUUAUGAAUGUAAAUGGGAAACAGAUCAAUAUGACAAAGGAUCAUAAGAUAGCAAAUUAUUCUGAAAGACUCCGAAUUGAAGAGAGUGGUGAGCCACUGAAAGAGGGGGAAACACGUCUAUACGGUAUAAAUCUUGCAAGGAUGCUUGGGGACAAAUUUCUCAAGCAACAGGAUUCCCGGUUUAGUUCAGAGCCUUAUAUAAGUCAAGCAGUGCAUAUCGAUCAAACUAGCCGGGCUUUUGCCAUUCUAGCUAGUGAUGGUUUGUGGGAUGUCAUCAGCAUGAAGAAGGCAAUUCAGCUAGUGCUUCAGGUGAGAGAAAGAGACUCCUCACUUGCAGAGAAUUCUGCAGAAAAGGUUGCUAAUUUCUUGUUGGGUGAGGCUAGAACACUCAGAACAAAGGAUAAUACCUCUGUAAUUUUUUUAGAUUUUGAUAAUUUCGCUAGAUACUCUUGUAAAUCUGAGUCCUAGUUUGUAUUAGGGAUUUUCAUGUUACAACAUUGAUGAUAUAUAUAUAUAUAUAUAUAUUUUCCCCUCAUGUCCUGGAUCUUUCCCCUCCUUUUUUCAAUUUCUGUUGCCUCUCAUCUCCAAGCUAUGGGAUUAAAUACACGCUCCAGUCUUAGAAUUUACGAAGUUCUCUUUACUUCCCAAAUGUAGGGGACUAAUUAUUCUUGUCUUUUUUUGUACUGAACUUACUAUUCCUGUCGAUCUCA